Amaranthus tricolor (Joseph's coat) is the source of this 1788-nucleotide messenger RNA. RefSeq names its product auxin-responsive protein IAA9-like. The transcript has 6 exons. Gene Ontology annotation, cellular component: nucleus. Gene Ontology annotation, molecular function: protein binding. The record is from RefSeq and is a predicted model, not a curated record. The coding region runs from base 503 to 1483 and encodes 326 amino acids. Gene Ontology annotation, biological process: regulation of DNA-templated transcription. NCBI's taxonomy places the organism in Eukaryota, Viridiplantae, Streptophyta, Magnoliopsida, Caryophyllales, Amaranthaceae.
CUUUAAGAAGACUAAUUAAAAAUGCAACAAUGGAGAGGAGAACAAAGAAACAUAAUGAUUUGGUAGACAAAGUCCUUUUCCCCAUGGGAAACAAGAACUCUAAACAAAGUAAAAGAAAAGCUAAGACCUUUUUCAAUUAGAGUAGAGACUAUUUAUUAUAAAAUUUUCAGCUUUUGCUUUAAUUCUCCUGCUUCGAGUUUCACAGCCAACCUACAAGAACACAACAGUUUAAGCUUUUGUUGCUUUCUGCUUAAUGGAGGGUCCUUAAUCUCUCUUUCUCUCUCUUUUCACUCUUUCUCUCUCUUCUUCAAUCUCCCAAACUGUAUUCAUUUCCAUAAUUUCUGCUGCAUUUACUCUUAAUCUGAUCUUCAAUUUAUACACUUUUCCCACCAAUCUGACACUGUUUCUUCAUCUUCUUUUCCUUGAAAUUUGAGGAAUUGGGGUAAUUGGGGUUGUUUUUGGGUUUAGUUGAUUUAUAAGGAACCUACAAAGAAGUUGACUGAUGUCUCCCCCAUUGUUGGGUGUUAAAGGGGGAGCGCAAAGCAAUGAUCAUCCAUUGAUGCCUUCUUCAACAUGUGUAGAAUCAGGACUGAAAGAGCACAACUAUUUUGUGUUGUCCGAUUGUUCCUCUGUUGACAGCUCUAAUGUAUCGAGCUUGUCCGAGGAUAACAAGGAUACCCUGAACUUUAAGGCUACUGAGCUCAGACUUGGACUUCCUGGGUCUCAAUCUCCGGAAAGAGACUCCGAUCUCGGCCUAUUGAGUGCCCCAACGCUUGAUGAGAAGCCAUUGUUUCCCCUGACUCCUUUGAAGGAUGGGAUCUCCUCAUCUUCUCAAAAGGCUUCUGUCUCCGGGACCAAACGAGGCUUCUCUGACACUGAAGCCAAUUGGACAUUCAAGUCUUCAGGUCAUGAUUCUGAUGCUGCAAAACCGGGGGCUGUCCUAUCAUCGAGGCCUGGGGCCCCACAAGUCUCAAUGAAGAGUGGUGCCCAACAAGCCACUCAAAAGGGUUUGGAGCAGCUGCCACAUUCAAACAGUGGCAAUAACGCUCCGGCUGCUAAGGCACAGGUUGUUGGAUGGCCUCCUAUUCGAUCAUUUCGGAAAAAUACUAUAGCCACCGCUUCAAAGAAUACUGAUCCACUUUUUGUCAAGGUUAGCAUGGAUGGUGCUCCCUAUCUGAGAAAAGUCGAUCUCAAAACUUACUCAACUUAUCAAGAACUUUCUUCUGGCCUUGAGAAAAUGUUUAGCUGCUUCACACUAGGUCAUUUUGGAUCAAAUAUGAGUGAAACAAAUUUAAAGGAUCUUCUGCAUGGAUCAGAAUAUGUUCUCACUUAUGAGGACAAGGAUGGUGACUGGAUGCUUGUUGGAGAUGUACCAUGGGAGAUGUUCACUGAUACAUGCAAGAGAUUGAAGAUUAUGAAGGGGUCUGAUGCAAUUGGCUUAGCCCCACGAGCCAUGGAGAAAUCUAAGAGUCAAAACUAUUGAUGAAGCUGCCGACUCUUGAGAGCAGAUGAUGGCGAUCCGCUUGUUAUUUCUCAUGACGUAGUAAUCUAUGUGGUUUUGUAGGCUCAUGCAUCAAGUGCAUGGUGUCUUGUCAUAUCCUUUAAAAUCUCUGUUUAAGAAGCUUAAGAUAUAAUGUUAUGAACUUCCGUUUAGACUUCUCUAAGACAACUUGGUAAUUCUGUUUUUAUUUAAUCCAUUUGUGUGUUUGAAGAAUUUACCAAAUUGUUUCUUUAAUGAUUAGUUUAAUUGUAUUGUUAAUUGUGAUUAUGAAAAUGGUCAUUUGUGCA